CUCCCCACUUCGGUGUCUCCCGGUUUGGAGACUCUAAAAAUACCGGAGGUGUCACCGAGUGGGGGUCCGGUCUGGCCACGCCCCCUUUCAGGCUCCGGCCAAUCAGCGUCCUCUUCCGUAUCUGUGGUGAUGGAGGAUGGAGGUUUAUGGUCACAGCAGCGGCAUUCCGGAGAGUCCAGCGGACUGACGGAGCCUCUAAACCCGCAGAGGAGCCGCUGGAGCCGCAGUCCGCCUGAGUCUGGGCCGCCAGACCCGGAUCAAGAACUAGACCCGGACCGAACCGCCGCCGACCGGAGGAACGAGAACUUUCUGGUGCUUCUGCUCCAUGAGCUGGUCCAGCGGAUCUUCUGACUCUGGAUUUGCGCAUGUUCCGCUCUGAGUGACUCCAGCUGCGCCUCUUUUCUCUCUCCUGCGUCUGUUCUUCUUCUCAGCGGAACCAUGAUGAGCAGCUACCUGGAGCCGCCGCAGUUCUACCAGGCUCCGGACACCGGCGAGGAGGAGGAGGAGGAGAUGCCAGCCACCGAGAAGGACCUGGCCGAGGACGCGCCGUGGAAGAAGAUCCAGCAGAACACGUUCACCAGGUGGUGCAACGAGCACCUGAAGGUGGUCAACAAGCGGAUCGUGGACCUCCAGAAGGACCUGAGCGACGGGCUGAAGCUGAUCGGGCUGCUGGAGGUCCUGAGCCAGAAGAAGAUGUACCGGAAGUACCACCAGAGGCCCAACUUCAGGCAGAUGAAGCUGGAGAACGUGUCGGUGGCUCUGGAGUUCCUGGAGAGAGAACACAUCAAGCUGGUGUCCAUUGAUUCUAAAGCCAUCGUGGACGGGAACCUGAAGCUGAUCCUGGGUCUGAUCUGGACCCUGAUCCUCCAUUAUUCCAUCUCUAUGCCCAUGUGGGAGGACGAGGACGACGAAGACGCCAAGAAACUGACCCCCAAACAGCGACUGCUGGGCUGGAUCCAGAACAAGGUUCCCCAGCUGCCCAUCACCAACUUCCACCGGGACUGGAGGGACGGCAAGGCACUGGGAGCUCUGGUGGACAACUGUGCCCCCGGUCUUUGUCCUGACUGGGAAACAUGGGAUCCCAGUCAGCCGGUGGAAAACGCCAGAGAGGCCAUGCAGCAGGCCGAUGAUUGGCUGGGAGUUCCUCAGGUGAUCGCUCCAGAGGAGAUCGUCGAUCCCAACGUAGACGAACACUCGGUCAUGACUUACCUCUCUCAGUUCCCCAAAGCCAAGCUAAAGCCUGGGGCCCCUCUAAGGGCCAAAACGCUGCAUCCGAAGAGGGCCAAAGCCUAUGGACCAGGUAUCGAGCCUCGAGGUAACGUGGUUCUGAAACCAGCAGAGUUCCUGGUGGAGACGGUGGAGGCCGGACUCGGGGAGGUUCUGGUUUAUGUGGAGGAUCCAGAAGGACACACAGAGGAGGCCCGAGUAAUACCCAACAAUGACAAGAACCGGACCUACUCCGUGGUCUACCUGCCCAAAGUGGAAGGGCUUCAUAAGGUAAAGGUGCUGUUUGCAGGGCAGGACAUCGACAGAAGUCCCUUCAUGGUGAAUGUUUCAAAGGCCAUCAUGGGUGACCCGAGCAGAGUUCAGGCUCGCGGGCCGGGACUGCAGCCGAAUGGGAACGUGGCCAAUAAACCGACAUACUUUGAUAUUUAUAUUGCAGGGGCGGGUACGGGUGACGUGGGCGUCAUCAUUGUGGACUCGAACGGUCGGCGGGAUACAGUGGAGAUUGUCUUGGAGAACAAAGGAGACAGUAUAUUUCGGUGCACCUAUGCUCCCGUCCUGGAAGGGCCUCACAUCGUCUAUGUGACGUUUGCUGGGCAGCAGAUUCCCAGAAGCCCUUUCACUGUCAACAUCUCAGAGGUUCCACAGAGUGGCCCUCCUCCUGGGUCUCCGGUGCAGGUUGUACCUCAGUCCAUUUGCACCCCGCCCUCAGACAAGACCAGGAGAGCACCCCCUCCUACACCACCCAAACCCAGGCGACCAACCUGUAAUCCGAACGCCUGCCGAGCAUCAGGUCGAGGUUUGCAGCCGAAAGGGGUCCGAGUGAAGGAAGUGGCAGAUUUUAAAGUUUACACCAAAGGAGCCGGUAGUGGAGAACUCAAAGUCACCGUGAAGGGACCAAAGGGCCUAGAAGAGCCAGUGAAGGUGCUGGAGAUGGAAAAUGGUGUCUAUGAAUGUAAUUAUUACCCCAUAAUGACCGGAAAGUAUGUCGUCACCAUCACCUGGGGAGGACACAGCAUCCCACGCAGCCCAUUUGAGAUACUUGUGAGUGAGGAGGCGGGGCCUCAGAAGGUCAGGGCAUGGGGUCCAGGUCUGGAGACCGGGAUGGUCGGGAAGAGCGCCGACUUUGUGGUGGAGGCCAUCGGCACCGAAGUGGGAACUCUAGGUUUCUCCAUUGAGGGUCCCUCUCAGGCGAAGAUUGAGUGCGAUGAUAAAGGUGACGGAUCGUGUGAUGUCCGUUAUUGGCCGACCGAGCCGGGCGACUACGCUGUCCACGUCAUUUGUGACGACGAGGACAUCAAGGACAGUCCUUUCAUGGCUCACAUCCUCCCAGCUGCAAAUGACGUAUUCCCCGAGAAGGUGAAGUGUUUCGGUUCUGGUCUGGAGCCUCUUGGCUGCAUCGUCAACAAACCCGCUGAGUUCACCAUCGACACCCAUGGAGCCGGAAGAGGAGAACUGAAGCUUUACGCUCAGGAUGCAGAAGGUUUCCCCAUUGACAUCCAGAUCACCGAUAAUGGAGACAGCACCUUCUUCUGUGUUUACAUUCCCACCAAACCCAUCAAACACACCAUCAUCAUCACCUGGGGCGACGUCAACGUCCCCAACAGUCCCUUCAGGGUGACCAUUGGAGAAGGGAGUCAUCCAGAGAAUGUGAAGGUUUACGGUCCAGGUGUGGAGAAAACUGGACUGAAGGCAAACGAACCAACAUAUUUUACAGUGGACUGCAGUGAAGCCGGACAAGGUGACGUUAGCAUGGGCAUCAAAUGUGCUCCAGGUGUGGUCGGACCCGCCGAGGCCGACAUCGACUUCGACAUCAUCAAGAACGACAACGACACGUUCACGGUGAAGUACACACCCCCUGGGCCGGGCCAGUACACCAUCAUGGUUCUGUUCGGAGACCAGGAAAUCCCCAUCAGCCCCUUCAGAAUAAAGGUGGAGCCUUCACACGACGCCAACAAGGUUCGAGCAGACGGACCUGGACUGAACCGCACAGGUGUGGAGGUAGGGAAGCCGACCCACUUCACCAUCUACACUAAAGGAGCAGGAAAAGCCAAACCUGAAGUCCACUUCACCGGAGCAGCUAAAGGCGACGCCGUCCGAGACUUCGAGAUCAUCGACAACCAUGACUACUCAUACACGGUCCGCUACACGGCGCUGCAGCAGGGCAACAUGUCCAUCACGGUGUGUCACGGAGGAGAUCCUAUACCCAAGAGUCCCUUCAGCAUCAGCGUGGCUCCUCCUCUGGACCUGAGCCGGGUCAAAGUCCAGAACCUCAACAACAAGGUGGACGUCGGUAAGGAUCAGGAGUUUUCCAUUUCCACUCGCGGCGCCGGCGGUCAGAACAAACUGGACGUAAAGAUCACCUCGCCGUCCCGUCGACCAAUCCCCUGCAAGCUGGAAUCAGGCUCUGCCAAUGAGCUUCACUCGGUGAAGUAUAUCCCCCCCGAGGAGGGAACCUACCGGGUGGACAUCAGCUACGACGGGAACCCAGUUCCUGGGAGUCCGUUCAGCGUGGAGGGGGUGAUGCCGCCGGAUCCAUCCAAGGUCCGAGCCUACGGUCCAGGUCUCCAGGGGGGUGUUGUGGGUAAACCGGCACCCUUCGCCAUCGACACUAAAGGAGCCGGUACCGGAGGUUUGGGUCUAACAGUGGAAGGACCCUGUGAGGCGAAGAUUGAGUGCCAGGACAACGGGGACGGGUCGUGUUCCGUGUCCUACCUGCCCACCGAGCCUGGUGAGUACGCCAUCAACAUCCUGUUUGCGGACCAGCACAUCCCCGGGUCUCCUUUUAAGGCCGCCGUCCAGUCGGUGUUCGACCCCAGCAAGGUGACGGCCAGCGGGCCGGGCCUGGAGCAGGGGAAGGUCAACGAGGCCGGCGCCUUCACUGUGGACUGCUCCAAGGCCGGGGAGGCCGAACUCACCAUCGAGAUCAUCUCCGACUCUGGAACCAAAGCCGAGGUCCACAUCCAGAACAACGGCGACGGGACCUACUCCAUCACCUACAUCCCCCAGACCCACGGCAUGUACACCAUCACCAUCAAGUACGGUGGACACGUGGUGCCAAAGUUCCCGACCCGACUGCAGGUCGACCCGGCCGUGGACACCAGCGGGGUGAAGAUCUACGGACCUGGAGUGGAACCGACAGGCGUCCUGAGGGAAGUAAAAACCCAUUUCAUCGUGGACGCCAGAGCUCACUACAAGGUCGGAGGGAACCACGUCAGCGCCGCCAUCUCCAACCCGUCGGGCGCCAACACGGACGCUUACAUCAUCGACAAGGAGGACGGGACCUACCUGGUGCAGUACACACCGUACGAAGACGGUCUGCAUCUGAUCGAGGUCCUGUUCGAUGAGGUUUCGGUUCCCAACAGUCCGUUCAAGGUUUCCGUGAUAGAGGGUUGUGAUCCAACUCGAGUCCAAGCCUACGGUCCGGGUCUGGAAGAAGGACUGGUGAACAAAUCCAACCGUUUCACCGUUGAGACCAGGGGUGCUGGCACUGGAGGUCUUGGCCUGGCCAUUGAGGGACCAUCAGAGGCAAAGAUGUCAUGUAAGGACAACAAAGAUGGCAGCUGCAGUGUGGAGUACAUCCCCUUCACACCUGGAGAAUAUGACGUCAACAUCACCUUCGGAGGCCGACCAAUCCCAAUGAGUCCAUUUCGUGUUCCAGUUAGAGAGCUGGUUGAUCCCAGUAAGGUGAGGUGUUCAGGUCCUGGUCUUGGAAGUGGGGUUCGAGCUCAUGUCCCUCAGACCUUCACCGUGGACAGCAGCAAGGCUGGAGUAGCUCCUCUGGAGGUCCAACUCUACGGACCAACAGGUGUGGCUGAACCAAUCAGCAUCACCGACAACGGCGACGGUACUCACACCGUCAUCUACACUCCCACCAAUGACGGUCCAUAUACGGUAUGCGUCAAGUAUGCCGACCAGGAGGUUCCUCGCAGCCCGUUCAAGAUCAAGACAUUACCUGCUCACGAUGCUAGCAAAGUCCGGGCCAGUGGUCCAGGUCUGAACGCUUCUGGGGUUCCAGCCAGUCUGCCGGUUGAGUUCACCAUCGACGCCAGAGAUGCUGGAGAAGGUCUGCUGACCGUCCAGAUACUGGGUCCGGACGGCUGCAGGCGCGAGGCCUCGGUGUUUGUGGAGGACUGGGGCAGGAGGGUUUGGGAGACUCAUAUAGUAAAGAGAACCAUCCCCUUCAGUAUUCUGAGGAGAGGCUUCGAUCCGGAGGGGAAACCAAAGAAGGCAAACAUCCGAGACAACCGCGACGGGACGUACACGGUGUCCUACGUACCCGACAUGACCGGACGCUACACCAUCACCAUCAAAUACGGCGGAGACGAGAUCCCGUACUCGCCUUACCGUAUCCACGCCCUGCCAACUGGAGACGCCAGCAAGUGUCUGGUCACAGUGUCGAUCGGAGGACAUGGACCUGGUUCAGGUAUCGGCCCGACCAUCCAGAUCGGAGAGGAGACCGUCAUCACCGUGGACGCAAAGGCUGCUGGGAAAGGUAAAGUCACCUGUAAGGUGUCGACGCCGGACGGGGCGGAGCUGGAUGUGGACGUGGUGGAGAACGCCGACGGAACCUUCGACAUUUACUACACGGCUCCAGAACCCGGGAAGUACGUCAUCACCAUCCGGUUUGGAGGGGAGAACAUCCCCAACAGCCCCUUCCACGUGGUGGCGAGUGAAAGCGUCCCAAUAAUAGAGGAACCAUGUGACCAGCUUCAGUUACAGCAGAACUUCUUCUCCCCUCCAUGGGCGACCGAUGAUCCGAUCAGUCCGGUGGACGGUCUGGAGUCGAUGCUGCGACCCUUCAGUCUGGUGAUUCCGUUCACGGUGCAGAAAGGAGAGAUCACGGGUGAAGUGCGAAUGCCGUCCGGUCGAACAGCUCAUCCUCACAUCACUGACAACAAAGACGGAACCGUCACGGUGAAAUAUUCUCCGACUGAACGAGGUCUGCACGAGAUGGACAUCAAAUAUGAUGGAAACCACAUCCCAGGAAGUCCGCUGCAGUUCUACGUUGAUGCCGUCAACAGCGGUCAUGUGACAGCGUACGGACCCGGUCUGAGCCAUGGAACCAUGAACCGACCAGCGACGUUCACCAUCGUCACUAAAGACGCCGGAGAAGGCGGUUUGUCUCUGGCUGUCGAAGGUCCGUCCAAAGCAGAAAUCAACUGUAAAGACAACAAAGAUGGAACCUGUACGGUGUCCUACCUGCCCACUGCACCUGGAGACUACAACAUCAUCGUCAAGUUUGAUGACAAACACAUCCCCGGCAGCCCGUUCACCGCCAAAAUCACGGGUGAUGAUUCCAUGAGGACGUCGCAGCUCAACGUCGGCACGGCAACAGACGUGUCCUUAAAGAUCACGGAAACAGACCUGAGCAGCCUGACAGCGACCAUCAGAGCGCCGUCUGGAAACGAGGAACCCUGUCUGCUGAAGAGGCUUCCCAACAGGCACAUCGGAAUCUCCUUCACACCAAAGGAAGUGGGCGAACACGUGGUCAGCGUGAUGAAGAACGGCAAACACGUGACCAACAGUCCGUUUAAGAUCAUGGUGGGCCAGUCGGAGAUCGGAGACGCCAGCAAGGUGAAGGUUUAUGGCCAGGGCCUGGUAGAAGGACACACCUUCGAGGUGGCCGAGUUCAUCGUGGACACCAGAAACGCUGGGUAUGGAGGUCUGGGUCUGUCCAUCGAAGGUCCCAGUAAAGUGGACAUUAACUGUGAGGACGUGGAGGACGGGACGUGUAAAGUUACCUACUGUCCAACAGAACCUGGAAACUACAUCAUCAACAUCAAGUUUGCUGACCAACACGUUCCAGGAAGCCCGUUCACGGUGAAGGUGUUUGGUGAAGGCCGGAUGAAGGAGAGCAUCACCAGGAAGCGUCAGGCUCCGUCCAUCGCCACCAUCGGCAGCACCUGUGACCUCAGCCUCAAAAUCCCAGGGAACUGGUUUCAGAUGGUUUCAGCUCAGGAGCGUCUGACCCGGACCUUUACCCGAAGCAGCCACACCUACACCCGAACCGAGCGGACCGAGAUCAGCAAGACCCGGGCCGGAGAGACCAAGAGGGAGGUCCGGGUGGAGGAGAGCACUCAGGUCGGAGGAGAUCCGUUCAGGGACGUCUUUGGAGACUUCCUGGGUCGGGAGAGUCUGGGCGGGUUCAGUGGGAUGCCGGCCGGCAGUCGACCGCCACUGCAGGACGGUGAGGCAGGUAACCAGGAGAUGACGGCUCAGGUGACGAGUCCUGGAGGGAAGACGGAGGACGCAGAGAUCAUCAAAGGGAGGACAGCACCUACAGUGUCAGGUUCAUCCCUCAGGAGAUGGGACCUCACACCGUCAACGUUAAGUAUCGGGGCCAACAUGUCCCUGGUUCCCCCUUCCAGUUCACCGUGGGACCGCUAGGUGAAGGAGGAGCCCACAAGGUCCGAGCCGGAGGAACCGGACUGGACCGGGGAGUGGCGGGAAUCCCAGCUGAGUUUAGUAUCUGGACCAGAGAAGCCGGAGCUGGAGGUUUGUCCAUCGCCGUGGAAGGACCCAGCAAGGCCGAGAUCACCUUCGAGGACCGGAAGGACGGAUCCUGUGGAGCUUCCUACGUGGUUCAG
Messenger RNA from Acanthochromis polyacanthus (spiny chromis), 7814 nucleotides. RefSeq names its product filamin-C. The transcript is spliced from 44 exons. The coding region runs from base 439 to 7614 and encodes 2391 amino acids. NCBI's taxonomy places the organism in Eukaryota, Metazoa, Chordata, Actinopteri, Pomacentridae. Gene Ontology annotation, molecular function: actin filament binding. Gene Ontology annotation, biological process: actin cytoskeleton organization. The record is from RefSeq and is a predicted model, not a curated record.